CCUAACAGAAGCCAUCAAAGCUCAGAACCAAUACAACAAUGGCGGAAGUUGAAGUCGCAGCAGCUUGUUGAGUUAAUGUUGGGAGGUUUGAAAAGCGUUACUUUGCUCUGCCUUCUCACACCUCGCUUCGACAUCCCUAGUCCCGUCUUCAUCAGCUUCGACGGUUUCAUAUCUCACUUCAUCUUCCGUUGCGAAAUUCAAGAUGUUGAUAUGAUGAAGGAGAGCUUUGUGAAAUUGUUGCUGGGUGAAGAUAUGCCAGGUUCAGGAAAAGGGGUUUGCACUGCUUUGGCAAUUUCUAAUGCUAUUACAAAUCUUUGUGCUACUGCAUUUGGGCAACUAUGGAGACUAGAACCACUACCUCGCAAUAAGAAAGAAAUGUGGCAGAGAGAGAUAGAAUGGUUUGUUAGCAUUAGUGAUUAUAUUGUUGAAUUAAUACCUUCUUGGCAAACAUUUCCCGAUGGAAAGAAACUCGAGGUAAAGUUGGAUUGAGUUUUAACUUGAAAGUGUUUUUUAUAGGUUUCUUUUUAUGAUGUUAAUUUGGUGAAGAAAUAACAAUGGAUCAGUAUGAUUCUAGAAUAAGAUGACUCAUUUAGUUCUGCUAGGACCCAUGAUUUGGCAUUUAAGUCAAUCAGAGUUUUUGAAGGGUGUGAGGUGGCAAGAAAUUUAGUAUGUUAGAUAAUUAGUUAGAAAUGUAGUUGAACUUAGUAAAUAAUGUGUGAUAUGUUCAGGUUUAUUACAAAGUUGUGAUAUAUUUUGUUGCAAUGAUUUACGCUGCAUAUUAGAACUUGUGACAUUUUUUUAAGAGUGCCUAUCUUUUAUGAAGAAUUAUUAUGUUAAUUAGUGUCUUGGUAGAAAAUUAUGAAGCCAAUGACGGGGCCAGUCGAAACUUGCCCAGGUUUUAUAAUUUUUUUGGCUCCGCCACUGAACAGGAGUUACAUCAUUCAGUAUGGUUGUAAAGUCUAAGAGGGUGACAGUGAUGGGGCACAUUUCUCUGGUGGAAGUUGUUGAUAGUAUUUCAAAGGUGGAAAAGGCUGAGCUUUGGAGCUAAAGCACUUCACUCAUAAGGAAUGAUAGGAGAUGCAGAGAUAGAGUCGAAGAACUUUGAAUUUUUCCUUUGUGUUUGUGGUCCUAAAUAGUUGGUGGUAGAUACAUAGAUACCUACUCAAUUGACUUGGUUUUUUUUUGGGUAAUGUUCAAUGAUAUUUUAAUUCUUGUUGUAAUUUUUAAUACAGCUUUCAUCUUAAUUAUUGUUGAAAUUUUCCAUAAAAAAGAUGAUAUUUACAUUAGAAUUAAAGAUGAUAUUGCCCCAAG
Molecule: messenger RNA, 1311 nt
Organism: Vicia villosa (hairy vetch)
Lineage: Eukaryota; Viridiplantae; Streptophyta; Magnoliopsida; Fabales; Fabaceae
Product: rop guanine nucleotide exchange factor 7-like
Exons: 3
Coding region: 76-489 (137 amino acids)
Molecular function (GO): guanyl-nucleotide exchange factor activity
Source: RefSeq, a predicted model, not a curated record